Messenger RNA from Papilio polytes (common Mormon), 1948 nucleotides. It is a transcript of the gene Mk, whose product is annotated as mevalonate kinase. The record is from RefSeq and is a predicted model, not a curated record. The transcript has 8 exons. NCBI's taxonomy places the organism in Eukaryota, Metazoa, Arthropoda, Insecta, Lepidoptera, Papilionidae. Gene Ontology annotation, cellular component: cytoplasm. Gene Ontology annotation, biological process: isoprenoid biosynthetic process; cholesterol biosynthetic process. Gene Ontology annotation, molecular function: mevalonate kinase activity; ATP binding. The coding region runs from base 490 to 1641 and encodes 383 amino acids.
AAACAUCCGCAGCUUCCGGUUGUCAAGAAGUGUCAACAUCCCUGUACAAAGUGCAUAUUUUGUUUAUUAACUGAAGGUAAAUGAAAAUUUUCUUUUUUUUAAACAUUUAUCUUCGAAACAAAAAAUAUGGUGUACACCGAGGCAUACAUUAAAGAGAAACUGGCGAAGGAGUUGGACGCCGUUCACGUUGAAGUAACAGACGAGAGCGACGGCUGCGGCGCCAAAUUUUCAGCUGUAAUCGUCACUGACAAGUUCCAAGGGAAGCCCCUUCUUGCGCGUCAUAGGCUGGUUAACUCAGUGCUGCAAGAGGAGUUGAAGUCGAUACACGCGUUCACGCAGAAGACGCUAACCGUGGAACAGUGGAAACAACAGUCGUAAAAACUAUUUAUUUAUUACAAUAGCAUGAUAUAAACUCUGUGGUUUUAAUUUAACCUUCUUUAAACCUGAUCACGUGACUUGCGAGUGUAAAAAAAUCUUGUGAUAGAAAAAAUGGAGGGAAUUGAAGUAUCGUCCCCCGGGAAAAUAAUUCUACAUGGUGAACACUCGGUGAUGUAUGGCAAGACUGCUUUAGCGGUCAGUUUGGGAUUAAGAUCUACUGUUGUACUCAAGGAACUACCGGCAACAGAGAAUCCUAAAAUGCAUGUAAAAUUCCCAAAUGUACAACUAAACGAGAUAUUGCCGUUAAAACCAAUCGCCGAGCAUUUGUUCCCGGGCCAACCUGUUAGGGUGGACCACGAUGUUUAUAUGAAUAAAAUCAAUAACUUAUUAAACGAGAUACGUCCCGGUUUCGAGGAACUUCAUAAUACACAGAAGAAUUCAUUGAGAGCACUUUUGUACUCUUUGGCGGGUAUUUAUGGUACAGCGAAUUUGGAUGUGAUGGAUUUUUCGUUAGAAAUGAAUACGGAGUUGACUGUUGGCGCUGGCACGGGAAGCUCCGCGUCAUUUGCGACUUGUCUUUGCGGUGUGUUUGUGAAACUGGUGCAAAUGAAGACCAUUGGCAAGGUUCUUGAAUUUAAUGAAGAUGAGAAGAAGUUGGUGUCCGGUUGGGCGUAUAAGUGCGAGAGGAUCACGCAUGGCACGCCCUCUGGCGUGGACAACACGACGUGUACUUUUGGUGCGCUGGUAUCGUUCAGAAAGGGCGAAGUUCCCACGCUGUGUGCGAGCCCCGAGCUGCGCGUGUUGCUCGUGGACUCCGGCGUGGCGCGCGAGACCAGCCGCCUGAUCGAGGCUGUGGCAGCGCUCCGGGUAACCAACACUAACGCUGUCGACCACAUUAUGGAUGCUAUGGAUAAUGUAGCUAUUAGUGCAGCUCAGCUGCUGAACAACUUAUCACAAACGGAAUCUCAAGAAGAGGUCGUCUCCAUCUAUAAACAUUUAAAUGAGCUAUGGGAGAUGAACCACUGCCUGCUGGCGUCGCUGGGCGUGUCUCAUCCCGCGCUGGAGGAGAUCCGCGGAGCCGCCCGCAGCCGGCACCUGCCCUGCAAGCUCACAGGCGCGGGCGGCGGAGGAAACGCGAUCGUUUUGAUACCUCCAUAUACAGAAGAAACCGCAGUAACAUCCUUGAAAACUCAACUUCAAGAAAACGGUUUCAAAGUUACAGACACUGUGGUCGGUGGUCCUGGUGUUUGUGUUAAAAUAUGAAACUACGAUUUACUUUUUUUACACUUUUUACGUUUCUAGUGGCAGAAUUAAGUAAUGCCUUUGUCUAUUUAAAAAUGUAACUGUCAAAAAUGACAUUUCAGAUGGAGUAUGAAAUGUUUUUUUUUUAUGCUUUUUUGGUAUUGAUUGUGGCUCGAAUAAUUUAUUUUCUUAAACAUUCCCUUUUUUGUGAUAAGGUUAUUCGUAAAGUUUUUAGGUUGGUUUUAGUAAUUUUCUUAGACUUUACAAGUUGUAUUUAAGCAUAAUAAUAUACAUGAACGCAUAAUAUCGUAAUAAAAGCUUUUAUGUA